Molecule: messenger RNA, 2008 nt
Organism: Gossypium arboreum
Lineage: Eukaryota; Viridiplantae; Streptophyta; Magnoliopsida; Malvales; Malvaceae
Product: trafficking protein particle complex II-specific subunit 130 homolog
Exons: 7
Coding region: 1246-1722 (158 amino acids)
Biological process (GO): intra-Golgi vesicle-mediated transport; early endosome to Golgi transport
Cellular component (GO): TRAPPII protein complex
Source: RefSeq, a predicted model, not a curated record
UUAGAGCAUGAUGUUGAAAGGGUGAAGUCCUGGAGAACUGCUUUGAUUGCUACUACUGCCAAUUUAUCCGGUCCUUGUUACAACUAGAAAUAAACAAGUGCUUAUACAGAAUGGCAUUGAUCUUAUUUAUGAAAUGGAGAAAUUUGAUGAAGAUGAAUCAGUUCAGCUAUUCUGUCAAUGUGCCUUCAAAAGCAAUUAUCCCACGAGAUAUCAGGUGGAGCUAUCGAAGAUGGUUACAAAUGGAAACCCCUUGGUUACAAAAGUUAUUGGAUCAUCACUAUUAGAAUUGACUAUUAGAAUUGAGCGACCUGAAUCCUUACUAAAAUAAAAUAAAGUGUAACGUAUAAUUUAACACAAAUAUUUAUUUACUUCAGUGGUUAAGUGUUAUAGGUAUGUGCAUGAGGUUUCAAGUUAAGUUCAAAUUUUACCUUUAGCAAAUUUAGGUUAUUUCUAGGUUAUCUACUUCAGUGGUUAAGUGUUAUAAGUAUACCUUUGUCAAGGUUCUAUGUUCGAAUUCUUGCAUGGGUAUGAAUUUUUGAUUUUUAGGUUAUCUACUUCGGUUAAGUGUUAUAUGUUUGUCAAGGUUCUAUGUUCGAAUUCUUGCAUGGGUAUGAAUUUUUGCGCAGUGGAAUGAUAAGAGUUCGGUGUUUCUAGGAUUCUGAGCUACAAAAAGGAUGGACAGGCUCGGUUGGUACGGAAAACUCUGGUGAUGCUGCAAAAGAUUGUUCUCCGGCUGCUAAUAAACACUUUGAGCAGUUGUGUCUUGUAAGCGGUAAAAUAGAGUUUCCCCUCAAUUUUGUGGAUUCAUGUUCGUCCUAUUGAUGAUAAGCUUGCAAGAGGGUCAUCUUCAGGGGCCCCUGAGAAACAAAGUAUUGUGGACAGAAUGAGGACAAUAGCUUUGAAGCUUGAGUUUGGGAUAUCAAAGAACCAGAUCUAUGACACAACCAUAGCUCUGCAUUUCACUGAUCCUUUCCAUGUGAGCACAAGAGUCGCCAAUCAAUGCAAUGAUAGUACUUUGCUUUUGCAGGUAACUCUACACUCCCAAGCGAAUGCCACAUUGUCUGUUUACGAUGCUUGGCUUGACCUUCACGAUGGAUUUACACAUGCUGGACAAGGUAAUGGAAGACCUAUUUCUGCAUUCUUUCCACUCGUCAUAUCUCCAAGUUCAAGAGCUGGACUCCUAUUCUGUUUAUGCUUGGAGAAGAGAACUGCUGAAGGACCAUUGGGGCACACCCACCUGUGGCUAUGAAAUCGAAUGAAAAUGAUGAGGAUACUAGUAAGAAUUUAGUCUUCAGGAGUGCUCUUUUUCUGCGGCAGCCUGUCCUUAGUCCAUGCCUGGCUGUAGGAUUUCUACCUCUUCCUUCCGAUAGUAUUCGAGUUGGGCAACUUGUUACCAUGAAAUGGAGGGUUGAAAGGUUGAAAGACAUUGAGGAGAAAAGAGUUCCUCAAAACAAUGACAAGAUGUUAUAUGAAAUCAAUGCAAAUUCUGAUAAAUGGAUGAUUGCUGGGAGGAAAAGAGGGCAUGUUUCUCUUGACAUGAAGCAAGGUUCAAGGAUAGUUAUUUCCAUAUUAUGCAUGCCCCUUGUUGCUGGAUACAUCCACCCUCCUCAUCUUGGGCUUCCGGGUAUCGAUGAAGUGAGUAUAAGCUGCAGUCCUGCCGGAUGUCACCUGGUUUGCGUCUUGCCUCCUGCUCCUAGUUCAUCCUUCUGUGUUCCAGCAUGAUUUUCCUGGCUUCUCUAAUCAGGUCAUAAUUUUCGGCUUUCAAAGUAGAUUCCAUUCAGCGAAAAUCUAAGUCCGAGAUAAAAUUCAUGUCUCUGUUUUGAUUUUGCUCAAUUUUUGCAAGUUUUCAACUUUUGGAAGAAAAAAAAUCAAGAGAACUUAGUUGAUUUAGAUCAGAAUAGAUAGUUCCUUCAAUGCCUUCAAUAUCAGUACAUAUACAAAGAACUGUGUAAUAGCUGUGGACAACACAUUAUGCAUAUCAAUGCGAUUCAAUUCCAUUUUGAGUUCA